AGGCGCCGCAUCCGGAGGCUGCCGGGCACCGCAUAAAGCGGCAGACGCACCGUGUGCCCCGCAGCCGCUCGGGCCGGUAGCCGCUGCCGAGAAGCUGCUCCGAUGCUCCAGAGCGGCCAUGGGUGUCCCGCACUGGUGGGACCAGCUGCGGGCUGGCAGCUCCGAGGUGGACUGGUGCGAGGACAACUACACCAUCGUGCCUGCCAUCGCCGAGUUCUACAACACGAUCAGCAACGUCUUAUUUUUCGUUUUGCCUCCCAUCUGCAUGUGCUUGUUCCGCCAGUACGCGGCGUGUUUCAACAGCGGCAUCUACUUAAUAUGGGCCCUCCUGGUUGUAGUGGGAAUUGGCUCAGUCUACUUCCAUGCAACUCUUAGUUUCCUGGGUCAGAUGAUCGAUGAGCUUGCCAUCCUUUGGGUUCUGAUGUGUGCCUUGGCCAUGUGGUUUCCCCGGAGAUAUUUACCAAAGAUCUUUCGGAAUGACAGGGGCAGGUUCAAGGCAGUGGUGUGUGUCCUGUCUGCAGUUACAACGUGCCUAGCAUUUGUCAAGCCCGCCAUCAACAAUAUCUCUCUGAUGAUUCUGGGGGUUCCAUGCACUGGGCUGCUCAUCGCAGAGCUGAAGAGGUGUGACAAUGUCCGGGUUUUUAAGCUAGGCCUCUUCUCUGGCCUCUGGUGGACUCUCGCCGUCUUCUGCUGGAUCAGCGACCGGGCUUUCUGUGAGCUGCUCUCCGCCUUCCACUUCCCCUACCUGCACUGUGUGUGGCACAUCCUCAUCUGCCUUGCCGCAUACCUGGGCUGUGUGUGCUUUGCCUAUUUUGAUGCUGUUUCGGAGAUACCUGAGCAAGGUCCAGUCAUCAGAUUCUGGCCCAGUGAGAAAUGGGCUUUUAUCGGUGUCCCCUACGUGUCUCUCCUGUGUGCCCACAAGAAGUCGCCAGUCAAGAUUACGUGAUGGCAAGGCAGUGGCUGGCUUCUCUACUUAUUUUUCUUCGUGCACUGGGCUUCAUUUGCUAGCAAAGAUAGCCGAGGGGGGGUUGAAGGAUCAGUAUGGGUGUGUCUGUUUAAAAUUCUGUUCCUUUGGGCUCUAACUGGACCACUGUACCUGGGAAGGAGGGUCCAUCCUUCCCUAGGCUGGGGAACGGAGGACUCAGGGACACUAUGCAUGUCUUUCUCAGCAUCCCUUCCAGGCACAUGGGCUUGCUGGGUUAUGUCUGUAAUGGCCCUGGCACAGUAGAUCUUUGGGAGACCUAGGUGGCCCAAGGCUUCUUGGUUAGAAGGUGGCUUGCUGUAGAUCCCUCAUUUCCCAGGCUCUCUGGUUACAUAGUAGUCAGCCUCUCUGACACACAAGACCUUCUGAAUUUUUGAUGGAAGGUCCCAGAGCAAAUUUUAUUUUGGGAGAAACUGUCCCUUACCCAAACCAAGUGGACGAAACAGACACAUGAGGGCCAUGGCUGAGGGGCGGGGUGGCUCAUCACUUGUUCCUCUUAGCUUUCCCAGGUCUUCCACGUGCUUGUGGAUCCGUCUUCCACUACCUCUUCUGAGAGAUGGAGCCUUGGCUUCAGAGGGCAAAGCUCGUAACACCCUCUCUGCCAAAACCUACCCUCCGCUUUAAGCACACAUUAAAUAUUGACAUUGUUUCUGCUCCUCCUGAAGUUCAGCAGCCUCAGACCCACAGAGAAUUGUUCUGGUGUGAAGAUUCCACGCACAGCCCCUCUGCUUUACCCCUUGACCUCUGCGAGAGCCCCGGGGACCUAUUUCAAUCACCGAGGCAGCUCUGGUUUUGACUGCGGAGCACCCGGGAGGCUUUUGGAAAGUUUUUCUUAUUGGAAGUGUCCACUAUGUUAUUACCUCUCUAACACUCUGAGCCCAUUUCUCUACUGUGUCCAGGGGAUGUGGGCCUCCUGGGGAUGUGGGC
Messenger RNA from Acomys russatus (golden spiny mouse), 1909 nucleotides. RefSeq names its product alkaline ceramidase 2 (gene Acer2). The record is from RefSeq and is a predicted model, not a curated record. Gene Ontology annotation, cellular component: membrane. Gene Ontology annotation, molecular function: hydrolase activity, acting on carbon-nitrogen (but not peptide) bonds, in linear amides. The transcript is spliced from 6 exons. NCBI's taxonomy places the organism in Eukaryota, Metazoa, Chordata, Mammalia, Rodentia, Muridae. Gene Ontology annotation, biological process: ceramide metabolic process. The coding region runs from base 119 to 946 and encodes 275 amino acids.